Messenger RNA from Protobothrops mucrosquamatus (brown spotted pit viper), 1591 nucleotides. Its product is annotated as ankyrin repeat and SAM domain-containing protein 1A. The coding region runs from base 1 to 1539 and encodes 512 amino acids. Gene Ontology annotation, cellular component: cytosol. NCBI's taxonomy places the organism in Eukaryota, Metazoa, Chordata, Lepidosauria, Squamata, Viperidae. Gene Ontology annotation, molecular function: protein binding. The transcript is spliced from 12 exons. The record is from RefSeq and is a predicted model, not a curated record.
AUGAUGUGGCAAUGCCACUUCUCUUCCUCAGAGUGCCGCUGCUACCGCCUUUAUGGGUUUUCCUUUUUCAAGCGUCUGCCGAUUCCUCUUUCAUCAGGUUCACGGAUGCUGGAGCAGAGUGUUGGGGAGUGGCUGGAGUCCAUCGGCUUACAGCAGUACGAAAGUAAACUGCUUCUCAAUGGCUUCGAUGAUGUCUGCUUCCUGGGAUGUAAUGUUAUGGAAGAUCAGGACCUUCGGGAAAUUGGUAUUAGUGAUCCACAACAUCGCAGAAAACUUCUCCAAGCAGCACGUUCCCUUCCUAAGGUGAAAUCUCUAGGCUAUGAUGGAACUCAACCUUCAGUUCCUGCGUGGCUUGAUUCCUUGGGGCUUCAAGAUUACAUUCAGUCAUUUCUGUCGAGUGGCUAUAGUUCUAUAGACUCAGUGAAAAACCUCUGGGAACUAGAAUUAGUAAAUGUACUCAAGGUGAAUCUUCUUGGCCAUCGUAAACGUAUAAUAGCCUCUCUGGCAGACAGACCAUAUGAGGAACCCCCACAGAAGCCACCAAGGUUCUCUCAACUAAGAUGCCAGGAUUUGAUAUCCCAGACAUCUUCACCUCUGAGUCAGAGUGAUUCUUUGACAGGGAGGUCUGCAGAUCUCCUGCUGCCUUUGGAAGAUGCUGGGAAGAAGAGACAUGAGAACAUCCAUGAUAUUGCAUCUUAUCCAAGAGCAGAGAAGUUUAGGACACAGGAGGAACAUCGUGAAUCAAAGCUUACACUCAGACCUCCUAGUCUGGCAACUCCCUAUGCUCCCGUCCAGCACUGGCAGCAUCAGCCAGAGAAACUUAUAUUUGAGUCCUGUGAGUAUGAAGCCAAUUAUCUGGGGUCCAUGUUAAUCAAAGAUCUUCGAGGAACAGAAUCUACACAGGAUGCCUGUGCAAAAAUGAGGAAAUCAACUGAGCAUAUGAAGAAAACCCCAACAAUAAUAUUAUCUAUUACUUAUAAAGGAGUGAAGUUCAUAGAUGCUGCUAAUAAGAAUGUAAUUGCUGAACAUGAAAUUCGGAACAUCUCUUGUGCUGCCCAAGACCCAGACGAUCUCUGUACAUUUGCCUAUAUCACUAAGGAUUUGCAGACUAGACACCACUACUGUCAUGUCUUCAGUACCAUUGAUGUAAAUCUAACAUAUGAAAUCAUUCUGACAUUGGGGCAAGCAUUUGAAGUAGCCUACCAGUUGGCCCUUCAAGCUCAAAAAUCAAAAUCUCCAGCUGUUUUGACUGCAGAAAUGAUAGAAACAAAAUCUUCAAAACCAGUGCCUAAACCUCGAGUCAGCAUGAGAAAGUCAGCAGUGCCGCUCCCUUCUGAUAGUCGCUGUUGUUACUGUCAUACCUGUACCACACACCGUCCUUCCUAUCUACCGCUGCAGUCUGUUAGUCCAGGAACUAAGCUGGAGCAAUCUGAAGAGGACCAAGACUCCCAGUCCCAUGCUGGUGUAUCCUGGGUAGUAGAGCCCAAGCAGGAUUCCAAGAGGACCCUCAGCACUAAGUAUGAGACUACUAUCUUCUGAAAACAAAUCUACAUCCAACCAGUCUAACUGUGCCUUUGCAGUUUGAUCUGCC